GCCUGCCCUCUCUCUCUCUCUCUCUCUCUUCUGUUGUUCUCUUCUCUCUAUCUCGUUUUACCACUACCGAAACAUAAACCCUCUGAUUUCUCUUCCAGAGCCGCCGCCCCAUCCUUCUUCCUUCCUCUCGCGUCCUCUCUCUCUCUCUAAACCGAGGAAGAGAACGGGACUAACCUUCUCUUCUAUACGAUCUACCUCUCUCCCUCACAUUAUUUCUGAAAAUAACGAGGAGAACGAAGAGGGUCGUCGGCGGUGACGACUGGAGGCAUACACCGCCGACGAUGACAACGACGACAAUGAGGGUGAAUAUUCUAAUCGGCAACACGAAGUCCGAUUUAACCUCGCUGUCGGUCGCUGCUCUUCUAUCACGUCACUGGUGACUAGUCUAGGAAUCCGAUCGCGAUGACCCUAAAUCGGAGACUUCCUCUCAAGAUGAAGGAUUUCUGGGUUUUGGUUCGAUCGAGGAAAGAAGACAAGGGUCAAAAGUCGUUGGCAAUAGAGUUAUUUCGUCGAUGCCAACAAAAUCUUGGUCGGGGCGAGACCCUGACGACCACAACCUUAUCUCAAAAAGAAAGGUUUUAGAAAAGGCAGAACUUGGAUACUUUGCUGGUGUGGGCGGAGAGAUAGACUUUUGUUUUAUUUUCCAGCUUUGUAUUUGUGACACUUGAUUCCACAUUUGUAGUGACAAAUGUUCUUGAAUCGGUGUAAUUAUGUCGGAUCAUUGUAUUAAGCUUCAAACUCUUCCAUGA
Molecule: messenger RNA, 749 nt
Organism: Linum tenue
Lineage: Eukaryota; Viridiplantae; Streptophyta; Magnoliopsida; Malpighiales; Linaceae
Source: the annotation of a GenBank genome assembly